Heterostelium album PN500 is the source of this 738-nucleotide messenger RNA. Its product is annotated as AAA family ATPase. The transcript is spliced from 3 exons. Bases 1 to 738 code for a protein of 245 amino acids. NCBI's taxonomy places the organism in Eukaryota, Evosea, Eumycetozoa, Acytosteliales, Acytosteliaceae. The record is from RefSeq and is a predicted model, not a curated record.
AUGAGUUCAUUGAAGAAUAUCGUUUCAAAGAUAACAGUUAUCUGUUUAGAAGGAUGUCAUGGAUCAGGAAAGACAGAACUGUGUAAAUAUCUCAGUAAAAAAGGAUUCAAUGUGAUGGAUGAAGCAUUCUUGGAUAUGCCUAGAUACACUCAGAUACCACCACAAUCUCUCACAAUGGAAACCAUAUGGGUAUCGAAUUGGUUCAACAGAAUUUUAAAAAUAAAUCAAAAUAUUCAAAAUAAUAACAGUAGCAACAACAAUAAUAAUAAUAGUAAAUUAAAUAAUCAUAUAUUUAUUGCAGAUAGAUCACCUUUUUCAGCUAUUCUUUAUGCACGUGGAAAAGGACAUCAUUUAAAUCCACUGAUAAGUUCACAAAUAGAAGAGCUGCGUUCGUACGCUCAAAUCGAUAUCAAGACUGUCUAUCUGCAGGUCGAUGACGAUAAACUGUGGCAGAGAAUAGAGGAUCGUUUGAAACGUGAACCCGAACGAAAGAACUACGGUGAAGAUAAACGUGCUUGGAUGGAAGAUUCCGUUAGGUUCUACAAUCAAUCAAAGUGGGAUCUCACCAUCAACAACGACGAUCUUCAAACCUUUCAACAAAGAACAGAAUCAAUAUUUAAAUCAUUUAAUUUAGAAUUACCAAAUAAUAUUUCAUUAACAAAUAAUAAUAAUAAUAAUAAUAAUAAUUUAGAUAACAAUAAUAGUAGUAAAGAAACUAAAGUUCAAUAUUGGCAAUAA